Molecule: messenger RNA, 512 nt
Organism: Notodromas monacha
Lineage: Eukaryota; Metazoa; Arthropoda; Ostracoda; Podocopida; Cyprididae
Source: the annotation of a GenBank genome assembly
CCAAAUUGCCAUGCUGCACAAAGCCUCCGCCUAAAGAACCGCCUUGCAUUCCUGAACCACCAUGUUAUCCCAUGUGCCCACCUCCACCACCUCCUCCAAAGAAGGAUCCGUGCCCACCAUUUGUGUGCCCACUCAAGUGCAAGGAUAAGAAAGAAAAAUGCACUAUUGAGCUCUGUGAUGAGAGUGGGAAGCGACCUUGUUACACUUUUCAAUGCAUCAAGGACAAAACUGCUUCUAAGCCUUGUGCAGCGGAUCCUAAUUGUCCAGACGAAAUCACUCUGGAGUGCAAAAUGGAAGACGGGUCAAGCAAGUGUGUGCAGUACGUGUGCAAAGAUAAAGUGAAGGAUCUCAUUUGUGACGACAAACCUGAGAAGAUAUUCAAAUGUUUUGAGGAAUGCGCAGAGGCAUGCGCAGCUCAAAUGAACGACUACGAACGCGGCCGACAAGACAUGCUCAAGGAGAUCUCCAAGUGCACCAAGGUCUGCAUCCCGAAACCCUUGCCCAGUUGCGAA